This is a messenger RNA of Talaromyces rugulosus, 1278 nucleotides long. RefSeq lists its product as uncharacterized. The record is from RefSeq and is a predicted model, not a curated record. The transcript has a single exon. Lineage: Eukaryota; Fungi; Ascomycota; Eurotiomycetes; Eurotiales; Trichocomaceae. The coding region runs from base 1 to 1278 and encodes 425 amino acids.
AUGGGUUCUCCUCUCCGGGUGUUGGCAUCGCUUUGCCUCGUUCUUUUCUGGGCCUGCCCUGCCUUCGCUAGCAUGAUCCAGUACUGCAACGACGAGCCCCAAUUCUGCUUGGCCGUGACGCUGCAACAAAACAGCACGACCGAUGGCCACGAUGUCUACGUGACGCUCACCGCGACGCCCUCGGAAACUGGAGGCUGGACAUCAGUCGGUUUCGGUUCUGGCAUGAAGGAUUCGCUGAUGUUUAUCAUCUACGCCGCCCAGGACAGCGAGUCGCUAGUCACCAGCGUUCGCACCGCCGAGGGCCAUGUCCUGCCUACUCCCUUAACCGAGCACACCAACGACAUCCAAGUGCUGCGCACCGAUGUUUCCGAGACCCAAUACUUUGCGCAAUUCGUCUGCUAUUCGUGUGACACCUGGUCGCCUUCCGAGAUCGACGUGCAGGGGAAUUCCUCGUUUAUAUACGCGGCGAAUACCCAACAAGCCUUCUCCAGCGCGAGCUCCAGCUUGACGAUACACAACCACCAUGGCCUUCUUAUUGGAGAUCUAAGCGCUGCCUGGAAAGCACACAAGGACGAUCGCAUUCCAGAAAUCCAGGGCACCGAGACCAUCGGGUUCAACUAUCUCCCUCACAACCACGAUGGUGAUGAGGGCGAGGCCGAAGCCCUGUUUUCUCCAGUCCGAGUGCACGGUGUCAUAAUGACAAUCGCCUUCAUGGGUCUUUUCUUUGCUGGAAACCUGACAAUUCGCCUGCCCCUGCUUCGGGCCUUCAAAUACCACUGGGUCAUCCAGCUGUCAGCCUCGAUUCUGGCCCUGGGGAGCGCGCUGUACAUGUUCCUGCGCUCCUCCCAUCUCGGCACCCACAAAAUUAUCGGUCUCGUCGUGGUAUGCUCUCUGAUCGCGCAGGCCGCCGCUGGUUACAAGCACCACAUCGACUUUGUGCGCAUCCGCCGCAAGACUAUCUUCUCGCUAGCUCACCGCUGGCUCGGGCGUAGUAUCUUUGUGGUGGGCACUCUGAACGUCGGCCUCGGAAUGUACUACCGUGGAUGGUCGACCAUGGGCAUGUUGGCUUGGUUUCUUAUCUGGAGUGCCGAGCUGGUCAGUUUCGCCUACGUCGUGGUGCAACACCAGCGCCGCACGAUGAGGGAAGACCGCGGAAAGAUCCUUGCUAGUAGGGAUUCGGAGAGUGAGGUCUUUGACAUUGGUGACGACCUCGAGGAUGGAGAGGGCAUCGAAGGAAUCCCGUUGAUGGAGAGCGGUGAUAAACAUGAGGCAAAAUAG